AAUUAGCGUGGAAAAUGUUACAGUGUCAUCUUGUCAUUGAAUAGGAGCAGUUAAUCUCGAACGUUACGUAAAUCGUAAUCUACUUAAUAAUCUUAAAUUCAUGAUAUGGUCUAAACUAAAGCUACUAAUUCAUGGCUUGAUCUACUAUGUUUUGUGGUUUGUGGUCAAUUCUCUCAAAUAUUUUUUCAUUAGUAUAAAUUUCCAGAUGAGACACGGCUAUAAUCAAUCCAUUGGAGAUUUGGAAUGCCUAAAAAUCCUUUUAGUAUGUGUGUUGACAUAAAAGAGGAAGAAUUUAAAAUAAAAUUUAUUUCAAGAACAUUUAAUGUGAAAAUAUUUUUGUUGGAUUUACUUCCUUAUAUAGAUGAUAUUGCUGGUCAAAAUUAAACGUAGUUUCCAUAAAAGUAAAUACUCCAAAAACGGCUCCGGUCGAGACCAAGGCGCGUGGACGAUCUUCACCACAUCCUACAUGGCCUUUACUGAUUGGAUACAAAAAUGGCUUUAACUCCACGCGCCACUGUCUUAAAACCUUCUCUUGCUUAAUAACCUUAAACUUGUUCCUCUUUUUUUUUGGGGGUUUUCAAUAACCUUAAACUCACCUCUCUCUCAAAAAUGGCGAUCUCACCCGUACUAUUCAUUGGUUUGAUGUGCCUCGCAGGCGGUGGCUCUAUUUUUCCGGCGGUGGAGGCAAUAUGGUUAACGGUUCCAACUUCAGGAGAGAGAUGCGUCUACGAAGACAUCCAAGCCAACGUGGUCGUUGUCCUCGAUUACAUUUGCAUCGACGAGUCUUUCACUCAACUUGGUCCAACAUUAGAUGUUCGGGUAACAUCUCCGUAUGGUAAGGAACUAUACAAGAUAGCAAACGUGACUCACGGUCAGGCUGCCUUUACAACGAGCGAGAGUGGAACAUUCUUAGCUUGUUUAGCAAUGCAUCACGACCAGACACAUCACUCAGUCAAUAACUCUGUUAUCGUCAGUCUUGAUUGGAAGAUGGGUAUCAGAGCCAAAGACUGGGAUUCUGUUGCCAAGAAAGAAAAGAUCGAGGGUGUGGAGCUUGAGAUUCGAAAAUCUACAGAAUACGCAAGUGCUAUUAGGGCCAACAUACUCUAUUUGAGAAUCAGGGAAGCAUAUAUGAGGGAAAUAAACGAGAAGACAAACCAGAGGGUAGCUCAGCUCGGCUUUAUGUCUUUCGGACUAGCUUUUGGCGUUUCACUUAUUCAAGUUUGGCAUCUCAAACGCUUCUUCCUCAAAAAGAAGCUUCUUUAACUUUUAUUCUCUACUAUUGUUUUAGAAAAUAUUGCAGUCUUGUGGCUCUUUUGGGGGUAACUAUAUAUAGUCAUACCAAAUCAAUAAAGAAACACAUGCUUUUGUGCAUGAUAGUAUUUUUAUCUACUGAUCACAAGAAACUUUAUACAAUCUUCUAAGAAUUAUUUAUGCAUUCGUCUAUAUAUCUAUAGACAAAGAAUAUCAUCAAUACAUGAAUGUCCAUCUAAUUUAUCUAUCACCGUUAAAUAUUUCACAAAUGAGACUUAAUUGGUACACCGUUUACAAAGUAUUUUGCUAAUGAAUGUCAAAGGCAAAUGAUGAUCAUGAUUGGCGUUAUUAGGUCAUUUUGGGACUUCAAUGUCCAACGCCAGUUUAAAAGUAGGAUCAAUAAUGGCAAAACUGUUAACAUUACAAGACAAGAUCAUGUGGCUACGAUUCUUCGGAAUGCCUUUCAAGCUUCUAUGUAUACUGUCUGGAAAGAAAGAAACAAUCGCCUCCAUUCUUCUUGCUCAAGACCAGCGACUGCUCUAAUCCUCGAGAUUAAAAAUCUUAUUCGAUGUCAUUUGGAUCAUUUGUCUCGAGCUCAAAACUUGGGACGCCACGGCAUCUCUUUCCUCGCUUCUUGGUUCGCUUUUUUCAAUUCUUAAUGUGCUCUUGGUUGUAUGUUAUGAAUUUGCUGUAGGUGUAUCUCAUUAUAGGAGGCACUUUGUAUUCCCCUGUCCAAGUUUUCUUGGUUUCUAUGAAAGGUAUGUUUCAAGGAAAAAAAAAAAAAAAACUGUUAACAUUACUAGUGAAUUUUUGUACAGUGCUAUUAAUAUUUGUACUGUUAUUAGCUUUUGAUAAUGACCAAUAUCGCCAACUCUGCGUAGCGGGGACGUAACGCCCAUGUUUAGGCUAGUUGCCGAAUUGGUUGAGAUGUUAUUUGAAUCUUUCACAUAUGAAUCACUUUGUAUGAAUUACGGGAAAUAUUAUCUCAUAUCAAGGACAUCGAAGAUUAACAUUUUAAAUGUGUCGAAAAAGAGAAAUUUCAGAGAGAGUUUUU
Arabidopsis lyrata subsp. lyrata is the source of this 2305-nucleotide messenger RNA. Its product is annotated as transmembrane emp24 domain-containing protein p24delta6. The coding region runs from base 610 to 1263 and encodes 217 amino acids. The transcript has 4 exons. Gene Ontology annotation, cellular component: endoplasmic reticulum-Golgi intermediate compartment; Golgi apparatus; endoplasmic reticulum. Gene Ontology annotation, biological process: Golgi organization; endoplasmic reticulum to Golgi vesicle-mediated transport; intracellular protein transport. The record is from RefSeq and is a predicted model, not a curated record. NCBI's taxonomy places the organism in Eukaryota, Viridiplantae, Streptophyta, Magnoliopsida, Brassicales, Brassicaceae.